AUGGGCGCGGCGUGGGGGCGGCGGGCGCUGCGGGCCGGGCUGGCGCUGGGCGCGCUGGCGCUGGUGCUGCAGGGGCUGCGCGGGUGGCUGGCGGCCAAGCGGUACGAGUUCAGCCCCGCCGAGAUCGCACAGCUCGCCCGGCACCACGCGGGGCUGGACCAUGAGCUGGCUUUCUCCAAGAUCAUUGUGGAGUUGCGAAAGAGGCACCCAGGGCACAUCCUGCCGGACGAGGACCUGCAGUGGGUGUUUGUGAAUGCGGGUGGGUGGAUGGGCUCCAUGUGCCUGCUCCAUGCCUCGCUCACCGAGUACGUGCUGCUCUUCGGGACAGCUGUCGACACCGGGGGACACUCAGGUCGCUACUGGGCAGAUAUUUCUGACACUGUCAUCUCGGGGACAUUCCGGCAAUGGAAGGAGGGGACCACCAAAAGUGAGAUCUACUAUCCAGGCGACACCAUCGUGCACCAGGCGGGAGAGGCCACGUCAGUGCAGUGGAGUGCAGGCACCUGGAUGGUGGAGUACGGCCGGGGCUUCAUCCCCUCCACGCUCGCCUUCGCCCUGGCUGACACCCUCUUCAGCACUCAGGACUUCAUCACCCUCUUCUACACCCUGCGUGUCUACGCAAAGGGGCUGCUCCUGGAAGCAAAUGCCUUCUUCAGCACCUUUGGGUGCUGAGCCCAUCUCACCAGGGCACCCUGCUGAGCCCAGUUGGCUCCUUUCCUCCCAGCCAUUCUCUCUUCCUCCCCGAGCCCAGGUUCUAGCAGAGGCAGCAGGAGAUCCCCUGUGCCUUCCCCAAAUUGUUCUGUCCUUUCCCCACAGGCCAACAGGGUGCCAGGACAGAGGGACCUUGGCAGUCCAGCAACACAGAACAUCCGUUCUCUUUACUACCUGCCUGUCCCUCCUUUUUAUCGGAGUCACGUCCUGCUUUUCCAUCCCUCGGGGCUGGAGUGGUCUUGCAGUGUACAAACACCCCUGUGUGCCCUCAGCAUGCAGCGGGAGAGAAGCUGGAGCUGGCUGUCCCCGGGCCCCAAAAGAUUUCCUCAGCUCCUGAGACAUCAGGGGAACGAUGCUGCCCUCGGGGCAGGGUGCACAGGGUAGGCCAGACCAGAGCACCCAUUGCAGAGGUCGGCCAGUGAGUCCCCCUGUCUCUGGCAGCCUGCCGGGACUGCGGGCAGUGCAGAGUGCUGUGUCCAGCUGGCAGCGUCUCCCGUGGCUCCAUCUCUGCUGAUGAGGGUUGGCAGCACACAGUGACACCCUGGCACAGGGCAGGAUCUGCGCUGAGACCCCCUGGCAGUGAGGGGAUGCCCGGCUUCUGUGCUGGAGAGCCUCCUGCUCCCCUGUGUGUCACCUGCCCUUGGGGAUAGCUGGGGCUGGAAGAGGGUCACUUCCCCCCAGCCUGGCUUCUGUGCUGGAGGGCCCCCUGCUCCCCUGUGUGUCACCUGCCCUUGGGAGUGGCUGGGGCUGGAAGAGGGUCACUUCCCCACAGUGCUCUCCAGGCAGUGCCCCCCAAGGGGGAAACCCACCGUCUGUCGCCUUAAUGGAGACCCCGUUCUGCGUGGCCUCUCGGCUAUGCACGCACCUGGUGUCCUCGAGUGCCCAAAUGUCUGUACUAGCUCAGGAUGGGAUCUCGCCCCUCAAAAUGCUUCCCCUGGCUGUGAGACCCCCUGGGGACAGCCACUCUGCUCGGCUCCCGGCAUGGGAUCCCGGCUGCCGAGAGAGUGCUGUAAUCCUCCAGCUAAACCCAGAUGUGCACCCUGCUUGCACCCCUGUGGUCAGACCCGUGUGAGCUCACUGCUUGGUGGAGGGCUUUCACCUCCAUUCUGCUGCCAAACACACGAGUGUGUUCCUGGCCACCCAGGCCUGUAGCAUGUUGAUUCUCCUGCUCCCCGGACUGUCCCUAUUCUGCUGACCAGCAGCCCUGCACACGGGCUAGUUCUUAAUUUGCUACCUGAAAAGAGAUACCAGUAAUAAAGUUGUUC
Melospiza georgiana is the source of this 1976-nucleotide messenger RNA. RefSeq names its product sigma non-opioid intracellular receptor 1 (gene SIGMAR1). The coding region runs from base 1 to 672 and encodes 223 amino acids. The transcript is spliced from 4 exons. NCBI's taxonomy places the organism in Eukaryota, Metazoa, Chordata, Aves, Passeriformes, Passerellidae. Gene Ontology annotation, cellular component: endoplasmic reticulum. The record is from RefSeq and is a predicted model, not a curated record.